GGGCGAGCUCUAGUUAGCGCCCGCUUCAACCCAGCAGCCCAUGGCGGGAUCUGCCGCCCCGCCGCCCCGUCCCCUCCCGCUCCUCCUGCUGCUGCCCCUCUGCCUGCUGCCCCGCGGCUCGGUGGGGGCGGGGGCCGGGGGCCGGUGCGGCCCCUGCCGCCCCGAGAAGUGCGAGCCCGCGCUUUGCCCCGCGCCCGAGCUGACGGUGCGGGACGAGUGCGGCUGCUGCGAGCGCUGCCUCGGCGCGGAGGGCGAGCGCUGCGGCGGGCGGGGCGCCCACCGAGCCCGCUGCGGGCCCCGGCUGGUGUGCGUGAGCCAGUCCCGCCCCUCCCCGGCGGCGCCGCUGCCCGAGGAGUUGGAGGGCACCGGGCUGUGCGUGUGCAAGGAGGACGGCGCCGUGUGCGGCUCGGACGGGCGGGCCUAUCGCAGCGUGUGCGCCCUGCACCUGCAGAGCUGGAUCGCCCCGCACCAGGGCCGGGAGAGGAUCCGCAAGGUGCACGACGGAGAAUGCAGGUUCGCUCCUGUGAUCGUGAUGCCCCCCAAGAAGAUUCACAAUAUAACUGGGGCCCAAGUCUAUCUGUCCUGUGAAGUGAAGGCGGUACCAACCCCUCUCAUUACUUGGAGGAAGGUUACAGAAUCCCCCAAGGGAGUCAAACUUCUGGAGGAAUUGCCUGGAGACCGAGUUAACAUGGCUGUCCAGGUCCGUGGAGGCCCUUCCAAACAUGAAAGCACAGGCUGGGUUUUGAUAAACCCACUGACCAAGGAAGAUGAAGGUGUUUACCAGUGCCAUGCUACCAACAUGGAGGGGGAAACACAGUCUGAAGGAGCUAUAAAGGUCAUGGAUCAGAGUAAAUACAAAAGAAGUAAUUUAUAGACACAGAUGACAACAAAUAGUGGGGGUGGACCAAUUGGCCUUUCAUCUAAGUGAGCCAAGAAAAUUGAUUAUAGAUGGAGAUGUCAGUAGUGGUUUACUUUGUUUAGUGAUAAGAGCUAGAAAACACAUGUUUUUUAAUGAACUUUUUGUAUGUUUUACA
This is a messenger RNA of Tachyglossus aculeatus (Australian echidna), 1034 nucleotides long. It is a transcript of the gene IGFBPL1, whose product is annotated as insulin like growth factor binding protein like 1. Lineage: Eukaryota; Metazoa; Chordata; Mammalia; Monotremata; Tachyglossidae. Gene Ontology annotation, molecular function: insulin-like growth factor binding. Gene Ontology annotation, cellular component: extracellular region. Bases 41 to 874 code for a protein of 277 amino acids. Gene Ontology annotation, biological process: regulation of cell growth; regulation of signal transduction. The transcript is spliced from 5 exons. The record is from RefSeq and is a predicted model, not a curated record.